GCUGGGGAGGCGGGAACGAAGCCUUUGCUUCUCGUCGCCAACUUCACCUCGCAGAUGAUGCCAAUGCCGCUGCCAUUCUGCUUUCGCCAUUGAUUCCUACUUUCAUAUGUGUUAAUUCUGUUUCCGUGUGCUUUUCUUUCUUUGAUAUGGUCAAGUUUUGCGAUAGUUAGGGUAGGAGUUGUUGGGUGUGGUGACGAGGAGAGUGUGAGUGAGAGAGGACAGGGGAGUCGGGAGCAAUGGCGAUGGUGGCGAGCAGUCUCGGGUUGUCGUAUGAGGACGCUCGGAAGCAACGUGUGGAGGAGAACAAUAGGAGGAUGGCGGAGCUUGGGCUGUUCGACUUGUCCAAGAGCUUGAAAGAGGUGAAGAACGUUGCCUCGGCGAGGAAACCGCUGGCGAAGCGGAAGGUGUCGUCUCAGGAGUUGACAACGGAGGCGCGACGAUCGGGGAGAAAUGCUGGGAAGAUGGUGAGCUACAGGGAGCAGCUGGAUAUGAUGCCGGGAAUGCGUAUGCGAUGUGGGACUAGAGAUAGGCAGUCCCUGGCACGUCGGUACCUGUCCGACGCUGCACGUAUGGCUGCUGUAGAUGCGGCCGAAGAGGUUUACAAGGAUAUCAAGAACCCUGCCUUCGUGAAGCCUAUGUUGCAUUCGCAUACUGCCAGUGGCUUCUGGUUGGGUCUCCCUUCAAACUUUUGCAAGCAGUAUUUGCCACAUCGUGAUGAAAGGAUCGUUCUGGAAGAUGAGCAAAACAUGGAAUGGGAGUGUCUGUAUCUUGCUCAUAAAGUAGGCUUGAGCGGUGGUUGGCGUGGUUUCUCACUUGACCAUGAACUUGUGGACGGGGAUUCCUGCAUCUUUGAGCUUGUCGGGUCCACGAGGUUUAAGGUUUAUAUUUUUCGUUGUGAGGAACAGUUUGAGGGAGGGGAGAAGGCAGAUGGAAUCGAGGGUGGGGAAAAUGUGUCGCACAAACAUACGGAUACAGGGAACAAGAAAAAAACCGGGGGUAUGAAGUAUUACAAGAAGUCUCCUGCCUCUGCACCGCCGGAAAUUGGCAAACCAAGGAGAUUAAGCACCUCUACGCGGAAGCUUGAUCUGGAGGACAAAGAAGAAGACGAUGAUUCUCCGAAAGCGUCUGAAAUGAUAAAGAAAGAGGUUCACACAGAUUUGGAUAGCCCGUCAAAACCAUCGAAACGCAGGUGUGUCAAAGAGGAUGGUGACAGUAAAGUUGGUGAAGUUCACCAAAGUAAGAAGAAAGAUGUGAGGUCCAUGAAACAGAAGGAGGGCUGUAAAGAAGUGGUUGAUUUAGACAGUAAAGUAGGUGGCGACGAUGCCCAUAAAUAUCCAGCUCAAAGCAAUGGUAACCAAUUAGAGAUUCGAUCAUUUGGAAGAAUCACGAGGAGCUCCAUAGCCAGGUCGCUGGCGAAGUGAAGCGAGCAGGAAAUCUGAACAGGAAUUCAGUUAAACAAUCUGUGAUUACCGUCCCAUGUGGAUUAUAAGACCGAGAUGUGUGGAGGACUGCCAUUGCCAAAUGGCACUGUUGCUGAUGAGAUACUGAUAGGAAUUCUUGUAAGCUUCGCAAUGCAGAGCCCCUGUACUUAAAGUUUGAAGGAUGAAAGAACCACAAAAUAUAGCAGUUCUUUCUACCCUGAAGUUAAAGGACUUAUUCAUUGUUGUCGCAGCUUGUAAGCGAUUUUCUGUGAACACUACAGCGGAAAACUGUGUAUACAGCGACUCUAUGCAGAUGGCUUUCUCUCUUUUAAGCUCUCUUCGGCAAUUUGAGAAGCAUUGGCCCUGUCCUGAGGAGCGCAUUGCAGACGUGGAAUGUGCUACUUUUGAAGGAUGAGCUGCUGUGAGGAGUAUGGAUUAGAGGCCAUGGUAAAAGAUGUUAGCAGAUGCUUAAAUGUAUGGUGCAAGUCAUGCUAGUAGUGAGGCUUUGAGAGGCAGCAUUAGCCAUAGCGAUCUCUUCUCAAUCCCCGGCCAUCUGGGGGACCAUAGCAGGCCCCAGUAGCAGCAGCAGCAGCAGCGUAAGGUGAUGUGUACAGUAUUAGUGGUCUUGUUGGGCAAUCUGCAUUGUUGUCUGAGUCAGAUCUUUGAGGCUAGAGUUUGUGGUAUCCAAAGAUGUGUGUGUUCCAUAAGCUGUGAGAGUUUGGAUGUGUGCGUGCACAUGCAGUGUUAGGAUGAGAAGCAGGAUUUGUCACAACUGGGGUGACUUGGCAGUUGAAAGUCUAUUAAUGGUUGCACUGUGCUGACCGAGGUGAAAGAGGUAGAGAAGAGGUCUUAAGAAGGUUGGAGAGCAGGUUUCGGGGACCUGGUGAGUAUGGAUUGAUAGUAUUUUUCCACAAGAAUGUGCUGAGCUUUCGGCAGCGGUAGUUCAAACUGGUAUUGCUCCCGGAGUGUGGUUGCAAAGAAUACAAUAAUGCAUCAACAAAAGUACAUCAUCGUGAAA
Messenger RNA from Physcomitrium patens, 2439 nucleotides. RefSeq lists its product as uncharacterized. NCBI's taxonomy places the organism in Eukaryota, Viridiplantae, Streptophyta, Bryopsida, Funariales, Funariaceae. The record is from RefSeq and is a predicted model, not a curated record.